AUGGGACCCGUGCGGAGCAAUGACAGGACUCACACACGAGAAGCACACCGUCACCCCAUUCCUUUAGAAAUAAUUCUCAGAUCUGUCGCCUCGCCUCGACCAAAAUCAAAAUCAAAAUCCAGCUCCAGCUCCAUCUCCAAGUCCAAACACAAACGAAAGCGUUCCCCAGGACUACCCUCGAAUAUUAGCUCCAAUACCUCUGUAGAGGGCGAACCGUUUGCUCCGGCAGAUGAUUCUCCAUCCAUGCUCAGCACCGUACAGAGCCGGCUGCCUGCGCCGGUACAUGACGUAUCUCCACCCCGCCGCCUAUCCAUGCUCGAAGUCCUGCCAGUCGAGAUCAUCGAAAAGAUCUUCCUAUACUCGAUGAACGUGAACCUCCCCCGCGCAUCACACGUCGUGGCUGCAGCACUCUCAAGCGAGCGUAUCUAUCGCCUCCUCAUCCUCCUUGCCUUCUGGGAGGAUCCUCCAGUCUUCCAAAAAUACUACCCUGCCGGCCACCCAGGCACUCUGAAGCAUGGAAGCCCUGCCAUCAAGGCCAUCUUCAACCCGAUAGACUACGUCCGGCUGCACAUGGGCGAACGCUCAAUGAUUCAAGCGCUCGUAUUUUCCUGCAAAUGGUGUACCAUGGACCGCAUUAUCAAACAUAUCCCGACAUUGAUGAAUCUCCAUAUCCAACGCCACUGGCUCGAUGAGGGAAUAGAAAUGGACGCAACCGAGCGAAAAAACUUAGAGCGAUUCAUGAAUCGGAAAACGGACAGCCCGACUACAUUCAAUGGCAAAGGGAUCACGAGCACCCAACUCAUAGAGGCGAUAGGCUUCACACGGAUGGAAUAUGAGAAGAUCUCCAAAUUUAAGCCAGAAACCUACAAGAUGAUGGUUAUCCCGAUGAUUGAGGUUCAGAUCGUCCACUUCUCGUUAAAGCAGAUCCUGCACUGGCCUGCAAUCAGCGUGUGCGUCUUCCCGGAGAAGUUACUCCGUGGCCGCGAAACAGGCUUCACCCCGGACGAUGUCGCCUUCCUUGAGAUGCUGCGGGUGACUUCGGCUAACUUUGCGCAUGAUGAUAUGGAACAUGAUCCUGGGACAACCUCGAUGCUGAACCGCUCAGCUCUGCACCAGGGUGUAUCGCGAGCUAUCCAGACACAGAACUACGAAGCCCUUAUCUCUCUCCUUAAACUCGACGAGUACAUUUUCCGAUGGCAUGUUCGCAAUCAAGGUGAGCCUGUGUUCUAUACCAUUCCCUCGGAGCAUUUCGAGCAUGUCAUCCGUGUUUUUAAGGAUAAGUCGCAGCUUUGUCACAAGUUCUUUGAAGCUGUGCUUCGGGCUAGUGCGGAGUCUGUUCCAGGAAAUUCACCCGCUAUCAUACAGUGGAAUAUGGAUAAUGUCCAACGUGCUCUCAGGCGACCCACUGUUGAAAAUCUGAUUAUUUCGCGCUUUUCGCAGUGGUUGUCGGAUUUCAUGUUGGAUCUCCCGCGUCAGAUCGCUUAUGUGCGGCAGUCCGCAACUCGCCAGCUGUUUAUCGCUGGGCAGCAGAAUUUAGAGGAUGCGCCGGGAAAACGUUUCUUUGAUGAGGCACUUCAACCGCAUCGAGUAGCGUUUAAGAAUUGGCUGGAUGAAUCCUCGUUCCGGAAUGAGGAUCAUUGGUUAGUGAGGGCUGGUCCUGAGCUAUCGCCUGGCUUUGUUAGAUGUGUGAACUAG
Molecule: messenger RNA, 1695 nt
Organism: Penicillium odoratum
Lineage: Eukaryota; Fungi; Ascomycota; Eurotiomycetes; Eurotiales; Aspergillaceae
Exons: 1
Coding region: 1-1695 (564 amino acids)
Source: RefSeq, a predicted model, not a curated record